CGCUCUGCCAGCCCCGGGCCUCGGUGGCCAACUCUGCCAGCUCAAAAGUCACCUUUGCUUCAGCACUUCAUCGGUCCGGUCAGAGCUCACCCCAAACCCCCUCCCGCUCAGCCCAGCAGGAACCAGGAACCGUCCCCUAUUGGGCAAUCAUUAAUCGGAUUCUUGGCAUUCCUCUGCCCCAGGUCGGCUUGGGAACAUGCUCCCCAGAGGAGGAGGAGCAGAGGCCCAGGACUGGCAUCUGGACAUGCAGCUGACGGGCCAGCUGGUGCUGUCCGCUGCUGCCCUGCUCCUGCUGACCGCAGCCUACAGGCUGUACAAGUCCAGGCCAGCCCGGGCCCUGCCGCGGCAGGGGGGCACCGAGGCCGGGGCAGAGGGGGCAGCAGGGGACUCCGGGCAGCCUGCCGUCCAGGAGGCUGUUCCCCGGGCGCCACAGUGGGACCUGAGACGCCGCAGGGGAAGCAAGGGGGGCGCAGGAUUGCCGGGCUGCUGCUGGGAGAACACGGAGGCCUCCAGAGUCCCGGCCACCGGAGCUUCCUCCGCAGCCUCAGAAGCUGGAGAGGCUGGGAAAGCUGGGAGGAAAGGUGCUGGAGCGGAGCACUCUGGGCAGCGCCUGGAUGCUGACCUGGCAGCUCCUCGGUGCGGAGGCCAGGAAGCCGGAACAGCUGUGGACGGUAGGCCCGAGCCGCCCCACCACUGCCAUCCGUGCGGCGAACCCCUAGUCCCCACCGCUGGCCUCCCCACCGUGGAGAGCGGCCGUGUGGGCGGUGAGCUCGCUCCCUGGUGGGACAGUGGACCCCCCAAGCAUCCAGGGGGCGGGGAGCAGGAAUCCCCCCAUGAAGGUCAGGCGGCCUGCCCUCAAGGCCGGUGUGACGUGAACAACAGCUGGGUCUUUACCCAUGCGUCAGGGGUCCACAGGGAGGAGGCGGGGGCCCUCCAGGCUGCCUCGGACCUGGGCCUGGCCCUGCGUCAGCGGGAGGGCAACUCCGACGCCUCCUACACCUUCUCGCCCGUGGCCCGGGCUCGAGUAGAGGAGAGUCUCAUACCGGAGAAGGUGGAGGGGAUCAGGCCCAGGCUGAAGGGCAAGGUGUAUGAUUACUACGUGGAGUCCACCUCUCAGGCCACCUCCAGGAGCAGGCUGGCCCCCGGAACAGCCGCCCCAGUGGGGGCUCCAGCCCCCGAGUCAGAGUCUGAGCCCCUGGGAAUGAGGACAGCGUCUGAAGGGCCCGCCGAUGACAGAGAGGGCGGACCGGAGACCGCCGCCUCUCCCCGGCCUGUCCCCUCCCCCUCCACGCGAGGCUUCAGCCGCAAGGAGAGCCUCCUUCAGAUCGUGGAGAACCCGGAGCUUCAGCUGCAGCUUGAUGGCUUUGGGGGCCCUGUUUCAUCCCGCCCAGACCAGAGUGCCCUGCCCGGAAGCCGCGGGAAACCUCCCGUGCACUCUGUGGCUGGCACCAAUUUCUUCCGCCCCCAGCUCGGCCCUGGAUCAGCCCCAGAGGUCCACCUGGAUCUGGGCAAUUGCUACGAGGCGCUGACCUUUGCCAAGAGGGAGAAACUGGAGCCCCUGAAGGAGGCGGCCUACCAGGUGAUGAGUGACAACUACCUCCAGGUCCUGCGGAGCCCCGACAUCUACGGGUGCCUGAGCGGGGCGGAGCGCGAGCUGGUCCUCCAGCGCCGGCUCCGGGGCCGCAAGCACCUGGUGGUGGCCGACGUGUGCCCCCAGGAAGGCUCCGGCCGCCUCUGCUGCUAUGACGAUGCGCGGGACGCCUGGCGCCUGCUGGCCCGCCUGCCGCCCGAGGCUGUGUCCCGGGGCUGCUCCAUCUGCAGCCUCUUCAAUUACCUCUUCCUGGUGUCCGGUUGCCGGGGCUCGGGGCGCCAGCCCUCCAAUCGCGUCUUCUGCUACAACCCGCUGACGGACAUCUGGAGCGAGGUGUGUCCCCUGAACCAGGCUCGGCCGCACUGCCGGCUGGUGGCCCUGGACGGACAGCUGUACGCCGUCGGGGGCGAGUGUCUGAACACGGUGGAACGCUAUGACCCUCGCCUGGACCGCUGGACCUUUGCGCCGCCGCUGCCCAACGACACCUUCGCCCUGGCGCACACGGCGGCGGCGAGCGGGGGCGAGCUCUUCGUCACCGGGGGCUCGCUGCGCUACCUGCUGCUGCGCUUCUCCACCCGGGAGCACCGCUGGCGCGCCGGGCCCACCGGGGGCGGGAGGGACCGCACGGCCGAGAUGGUGGCGGUCAGAGGCUUCCUCUAUCGCUUCGACCUCAACCGCAGCCUGGGCAUCAGCGUCUACCGCUGCAGCGCCAGCGCCCGCCUCUGGUACGAGUGCGCCACGUACCGGACGCCCUACCCCGACGCCUUCCAGUGCGCCGUGGUGGACGAGCUCGUCUACUGCGUGGGGCGCCGGCGCACACUGCGCUUCCUGGCUGACUGCGUCUCGCCCAGGUUUAUGCCCGAAAUGCUGCAAGCCUUCCCCUCCCCGCAGGGCACCCUCCUGCCCACCGUCCUGACCUUGCCCGGUCCUGAUGUGCCCCAGACCAGGGUCUAGCAGCCGGUCUGCUGGGCUCCUUCUGCAAGACUAGACGCAAACACACCCCCAACCCAUCGCGGCAUGGGCCAUUCCUGGGAGAUCCGGGGGGCAAUCCCGCCUCCUCCACCCUCUGGGCUUCUUAGCACCGUCUUUGCCCUCUUCGGGCGGCAGCCCUAGUGUGAAAAUGUAACUGAGGACUGAUGCUCCGAAGCCCAGGGCGCCCACCUCUGCAGGGUUGAGCCGCACCUUGCUUGCGGUCUGAAUUUGGUGGGGAGGGGGGUACCAGGACCCCAGCAAAUUUCAGGGGCACAGCCUUCUCACAGGCCCUAUUCCAGAGGUGUUUUUGACUCCCAGUGACCCCUCAAGUUGACCCUGCUGGAUCUGGGCCAGCCCUCCCUAAGCCACCAAGGCCUCUUCCUAACCAUCGGCCACUGAACCCCAACCUCCAAGGCUCCCAGAAGCAUCUGGGACACACACAGGCGGCGAAAAUCGAGGGGGGUGGUUAGGCAGGACCAGGACAAGCCCAGGGGAGCCCCAGGGGGCCCCGCCAGAGGGAGAGAUGGUUGGAGGAGCUGCGGAGCUGAAGUUGAAGCCAUCCACGGGAACUCUUGCCUGCAGAGUGAAUUGACCAAAGCCCGCUUCGCUUUUUCUCAUUACAUGGAAUUCCAGUAUACUGGAAGGAGAAACCUUCAUGCUUAGCAUCCAUUUAUAAAGGCACAUCUGCUUGCAGGGUCUACUGAGAAUACAAUUGAUGACAAGGAAAAAAAAAUGUGAUCCAAGGGCCACCGUCCUGCUGGGCCCGUGGUUAUUUGACCCCCGCACUCUCUCCCCAGAUCUCAGAGCCCUUCACAGUACAACUGCUCAUGCCACCCAGCCCUCGCCUUGGGAGCUGGGGGCAGCCCUUCCGGGAGGUGAGGGGAUGACCUCCUUCGCCUUCCCUGUGCCUGUGGUCGCCUGGUCUGCCUCCUCAGACGGGAGAGGACUGGGGAGGGGCAGGUCCGUGAUGGAGCUGAGGAACCAGCAAGUUCUCAUGGUGUACCGGGAGGCUGGGACCUCCUUUCACAUCAGGUUUGUCAAAGCCUCAAAGGGAGGAAAGCUUCCAACCUCAGGAAGUUACCUUGUCUUCCCAGACGGAGGGGAGAGAGACUAGUCCAGUCUCUUACCGCAGCCCUGUUCCAUCCCCAAGGAGGUGCGUAUACCGACAGGAAAGCAGGCGUGCUCUUGGUACCUGCCGGAAGCCAGGAGAGCCGGGACGACUUCUAAAGUGACCAGCGGCGUCAGGGAAGACAAGAAGGCACCACGGCAGGCCCGACAGGUGGGGAGAUGAGAAUGCUCAGACUUCGCGUUCCCGUCUUGAUAAUGGAAGGGCAAUCCAUGCCCUUCUCUGCCGGGGGGAUAAAGGCGAGCACCUGGAGAAGGCUCUUCCCAAUUCCGGGGGCUCCUGGCAGGAGCUUGUGUCACUGCAGCUGCGGACUGACUGCGGAGGCUGAGCCGGGGAUCUUUUUGGAAGAGGCGGGAUUGGAACAAAGAACGAGAGCAGGUUGGUAUAGGGAUGAAGCCUUUCCUUGGACCACGGAAGCCCACCUUCCCUAUUCUAGGGCUUGGGAGGUGAGGCAGCUUAGUUUAUUUCUAAGCUGGAAGCUGGGGGAGGAAAGAUAGCUGAGACUAUGGCUGGAGGCUGAGACAGUGACCUCCUCUCCAAAUCCCCUCCACCACCAAGGCCAUGCUCAAGUUUAGAGUCAGCACGCAGUCAUGGACCUCCAAGGGACCCGGGGGGAGGGGAGACGUGAUGCCCAGCAGGGGAAAAGGUGGAGAGUCCCAUCUGGGAGCCGGGGCAGGUAGAACCAGAUCGAGGCCAGGGGCAGGCCUCCGGCAAGGAGUCACGAGAGGACAAGACCUCAGCCAAGCUGGGUGGGGCAUGGAGGAAGGCUCCAAGCCGAGAUGAGAGCUAGGGCUCGCUCUGGGAAAACCUCCAGAAGCCCAUCGCAUACAGACAGCAGGGAUCGAGGGGUAAGGCAGCGAAGCUGGUUCUGGACCCAUGGCGGUGGAUGUGGCCUCCGUGAUGAAAGGGAGAGCUGAGACUGGGCCGGGGCCGAGACAGAAUGGUGCCGUGAGGUCCUCUGCCUCCUGCCCUCCCGUGGCAGACAUCACUAACCGGUCGCCGUGUCCUUUCUUCUUGAGCUCUUUCCACCGCCUAGAACUAUUUCAGCACAGGGCCCCAGGAAGUCAUUACCAGCAGAUCAGGGCUCAUGCGUUCCUGGCCUGGGUCUCCAGAGCUGGAUUUAGGGAUGAAAGCCGUGAGGGCCAUAGUGUCAGGGCAGGGUAGUGCAGGGGGCCUGCAGAGACCUCCUGGGGCUGUGACAGUCAGGGUUCAUUUUAUUGUUGUUUAGCCACUAAGUCGUGUCUGACCCUUUUGCGACCCCACGGACUGUAGCCUGCCAGGCU
Molecule: messenger RNA, 4972 nt
Organism: Odocoileus virginianus texanus
Lineage: Eukaryota; Metazoa; Chordata; Mammalia; Artiodactyla; Cervidae
Source: RefSeq, a predicted model, not a curated record